Nestor notabilis (Kea) is the source of this 1322-nucleotide messenger RNA. RefSeq names its product interleukin 4 receptor (gene IL4R). NCBI's taxonomy places the organism in Eukaryota, Metazoa, Chordata, Aves, Psittaciformes, Psittacidae. The record is from RefSeq and is a predicted model, not a curated record. Gene Ontology annotation, cellular component: external side of plasma membrane; membrane. Gene Ontology annotation, biological process: cytokine-mediated signaling pathway; production of molecular mediator involved in inflammatory response. The transcript is spliced from 8 exons. The annotation marks the transcript as partial. Gene Ontology annotation, molecular function: cytokine receptor activity; protein binding.
AUGGAAAAGUGAAUGUUUCUGCUUAGUCCUAUUUAUCUUUUCUUUAUUCUUCUCCUUCUUCUCCCUAGUCAUGGCUGCAGGACACGUGCAGGAGUUCGCGUGCUUCACAGACUAUGACAAGGAGCUGGUUUGUCACUGGAAGGUGCCUGCACACAUGAAUUGCUCCACAGAAUUCCUCCUCUACUACAGGAAGGAAUUUUUUUCUCUGCCAAACAGUGUGUGUGUCCCCGAGAAUGGAAAAGACAGUUUAAGGUGCACUUGCACAAUAUGUCCGGAUUAUUUUGUAUCAGGCCUCACAUAUAUUCUAGCUCUACAGUACAAUGGGACUGAUACGUGGAAUUACAGUGUUACACCAGCCCUGGUUGUGAAGCCAAGGGCCCCCAAAAAUCUUGCCAUUGAGAAAGCUGAAAAUGGUAAUUUCAAUCUGAGCUGGGAGGAGAGCUACGCUCCUCCAUCCAUGCUCUCUGGACAGCCAGUCAUCCAUGAAGUGAAAUACUGGAGGAAGCAGCACCCGACAGAGGUUUUUGUAAAAGCAAUUAACUACCAGGCAAAAAGCUUUGAAAUCACUGCAAGCUCCUUGAGGAGAGGCUAUGAUUACAUUGCAAGUGUGAGGUGCAACUAUACAGACUACCCAGCCUACUGGAGUGAAUGGAGUGAAGAAGUUGAAUUUUACUAUGAAUACCGAGUGACAGCUGAAGACAUUCUGCAAAUGGCUGUUCCCGUGUCCUGCAUCCUGAUCAUGGCAGUAUCUGUCAUUUGUUACUUCUGUUUCACCAGAGUGAAGAAAGAAUGGUGGGAUCAAAUCCCAAAUCCAGCAAAGAGCCAUUUGGUCAUAAAAAAUGUCAAGUUUUCAGUUUCGUGCUACAUUGAUGAAAUUAAGUUCCCCUUCCACGACUUAAAGCAGAAUCAUAUGGAAAAGCAAAUAAGUUGCAAGAACUGUCUGGCUCAAAUUUUGUCAAGCCAAAACUUCAAGGGAAAAGAUAACGUCAGAAAUGUUGAGAAAUCCUGUAGUUGCCACAACAAGUCCGGAGACUGGUUUCCAAAAGGCAGCAGUGCAGUUUUAACCCCUGAGACAAGUCUGGUUGAGGAGUCUAUAGAAAUCUGUGAAUGUUUAACAGACAUUGAGGUUGAGCACCAGGAAGAGACUUGUGACCAUAUCGCUGUGUUUGAGCCUUCCGAGAGCAGUGCCAGUGCUUUCAGAGAGCACACUGAACACAAUGAUGCAAUAGCUAGCAUGUUUAUUAAGCUCCUGGCAGACGAAAACAUGCAAGACCAUAAAGACCCAGACAUCAUCACUGGUGAGAAUAAAACCUUUGAGAAAC